Aspergillus chevalieri is the source of this 1041-nucleotide messenger RNA. Its product is annotated as zinc-binding alcohol dehydrogenase family protein. The coding region runs from base 1 to 1041 and encodes 346 amino acids. The transcript is spliced from 5 exons. Lineage: Eukaryota; Fungi; Ascomycota; Eurotiomycetes; Eurotiales; Aspergillaceae. Gene Ontology annotation, molecular function: oxidoreductase activity, acting on NAD(P)H. The record is from RefSeq and is a predicted model, not a curated record.
AUGGCCAGAGACAAAUCCAACACAGCCGUCAUCGUCCGCGUUCCCGACGGCCAAUCUCCAAAGCUCUCUAAAGAGAACAUCCAAAUCCCAUCCCCGGAAUCGAACCAGGUGCUUGUUAAGAUAUCGCAUGUUGCACAGAAUCCUACUGACGUCCAAGCCUUUGACUCCAAUGCAUUUGGCGAUGGAGCAGUGCUCGGAUGCGAUUUCGUAGGCGAAGUCGUUGAGUUAGGGAGUGGUGUUACCCGCUAUGCGAAGGGUGAUGUUAUUGCGGGGUUGGUUUGGGGAGGCGAAACAAAAGGCCUAGGUGGAUAUAGCCAGUACUGUCUAGCCGACGAACGGAUCUCGUUCAAAAUCCCUAGCGCUCUUUCUCGCGAGCAUGCGAGUACUGUUCCACUAGCGUUGGCGACGGCUUGGCUUGCUCUGUUUUCGAAGGAUUGUCUUGCCAUUGAUUGGUCAAGUGGUUCGACAGUGCUGGUUUGGGGUGGAAGCUCGAGCGUCGGCCUCUACACCAUCCAACUUGCCACAAUCUUCGGUAUAAAAGUAGUAACAACAUGCAGUCCCAAGCACGCCAAUUUGGUCCGCUCCUACGGCGCCAAGCAUGUCUUCGACUACAAGGAUCCGCAGGUCGUUGAGAAGAUUAAGCAGGCCGCUCCUGGUCUGAGGUAUGUUUUUGAUACGAUUGGGAAGCCAAAUUCGUCUGCGACUGCUUCAAAUGCACUCGCUGGAAAAGGCAGUCUUUGCACCGUCCGGCCUGGGAAGGCAAAUACGGAGAAUGUUGUGGAUGGGACUAAGAUUACUGAUGUCCUGGUUUGGACGGCUUUCUUAAAGGAUCAUGCGUAUGGGGAGUUUAAGUGGCCUGCUUCGAAAGCGGACCACGAACUCUGCAGCGAGCUAUUCAAAAAAGUUUCCGAAUGGUUAGAGAAGGACGUCGUUAAGCCGAGCAACCCUAAGGUGUUUUCUGGGUUGGAUAAGGUUGGCUAUGGGUUCCAAGAAUAUCGAGAUGGAAAGGUUUCAGCGUAUAAGAUUGUUUAUAAGGUUUGA